This is a messenger RNA of Leguminivora glycinivorella, 3681 nucleotides long. RefSeq names its product zinc finger protein 420-like. The record is from RefSeq and is a predicted model, not a curated record. The transcript has 6 exons. Gene Ontology annotation, biological process: regulation of immune system process; negative regulation of transcription by RNA polymerase II; regulation of cytokine production. NCBI's taxonomy places the organism in Eukaryota, Metazoa, Arthropoda, Insecta, Lepidoptera, Tortricidae. Gene Ontology annotation, molecular function: zinc ion binding. Gene Ontology annotation, cellular component: nucleus. Bases 160 to 3453 code for a protein of 1097 amino acids.
CGCUCCAUUAUUUUGGCAGGAAGGAUUGUGUCAUUGUGAUGAUUGGUGAUGAUCGCGCGAAUCUGUUUAUCUCGUGAAACAAACAAGUAGAAUCUGAAAGUUAUAUAUUUUAAACGUGCGAAUAAAGUCGACGCAGUGUGUUUUAAUGUACGUAUUAUUAUGGAACCGACAAAUCAGUGCCACUGCUGCCUGCAGCGGCCUUCGGCGAAAGAUUUGAGGACGCCGUACACUCGUCACGGCAUUACGGAGAUAUACUCGUUCAUGAUUGAAGAAUGCUUCGUGAUCAAACUGGCAUCAAGCAAUGAGGAGCAGAGUGGCAUCUGCGGGGAGUGUGAGAGGCGCCUGCGGGAGGCGAGCUCCUUCAAGAUGCAGGUGCAGCGCUGCCAGGCCGAGCUGCGUCAGAGGCUCCAGGCAGCACUGAGAGCCAAAGAGGAGAAAGCCUUGGAUGAACACCUUGAAGAUGACAUGAGCAGCGAUGUUCCCGAGCCUUCUUUGCCUCCGGGCGAGAAGAGCCCCGCCCCGCCUUGUAAAGAGGAGCCGCCAGACGAAUAUCUGUCACCUCCAGACGAGGGCCCGCCUUGUAAAGAGGAGCCGCGAGACGGAUUUUUGUCACCUGGCCAGUACGAAGUUGAUAGAGCACCUCUGACCUCGCGAGCUGUUCAGCAGCUCACGCUAGGGUGCUCCGUGAAGCUCGAGCGCCUACGCGACUCACCGCGUGCGAGCCCGCCGUGCCCCGUGACGUCACUCCGCGAGAGCUCGCCGUGCCCCGUGACGUCACACCGCGAGAGCCCGCCGUGCCCCGUGACGUCACACCGCGAGAGCGACGAACAAGCCUACACACACGAUACUCGCCCCACACACGACACUAGUUUGAACACACACAAACAGGAAAAUAUCACACGCACACCAGUAACGAAUACCGAAGUCUACUGUUGCGACAUGUGCGCUCACCUAUGCACGUCAAAACUUACUCUAAUCCGCCAUAUCAGAACACAUACUCACCCGGAGGGAAGGCACACCUGCGGAGCUUGUAAAGAAACAUUUCCUAGUGUCUUGUCACUGAAGAAGCAUCUAAGGUUGCACUCUACAGACAAACCCUACGUUUGUAAAGAAUGCAAUAAGCGAUUUUCAACUGAAAAAGAUCUGGAUUCACAUAAAAGAAAGAAAUGUAACAGAAAAUUCACUCGAAAAGUAUCGGUAGGUCGCCGUGAAAAUAAACGUAGUGUGAUGAAAUCAUGCCAAUGUAAAGUAUGUAACAAAGAAUUUACUCGUAAAAGUUCUUUAGUUGUCCAUGAAAGAAUCCAUAGUGGAAUAAAACCGUACAAAUGUAAAGUAUGUACCAAAGAAUUCACUUGUAAACAAUAUUUAGUUGGCCAUGAAAGAAUCCAUAGUGGAAUAAAACCGUACAAAUGUAAAGAAUGUAACAAAGAAUUCACUUUUAGAAGGCGGUUAGUGGUCCAUGAAAGAAUCCAUAGUGGAAUAAAACCAUACAAAUGUAAAGAAUGUAACAAAGAAUUUAGAGAAAAAUCUAAAUUAGUUGUCCAUAAAAGAAUCCAUAGUGGAAUAAAACCAUACAAAUGUAAAGAAUGUAACAAAGAAUUUAGAGAAAAAUCUAUAUUUGUUGCCCAUGAAAGAAUCCAUAGUGGAAUAAAACCAUACAAAUGUAAAGUAUGUAACAAAGAAUUUAUAACAAAAUCUAAAUUAGUUAUCCAUGAAAGAAUCCAUAGUGGAAUAAAACCAUACAAAUGUAAAGUAUGUAACAAACAAUUCAAUUAUAAAGAUUCUUUAGUUGUCCAUGAAAGAAUCCAUAGUGGAAUAAAACCAUACAAAUGUAAAGAAUGUAACAAAGAAUUUACAGCAAAAUCUAAAUUAGUUGUCCAUGAAAGAACCCAUAGUGGAAUAAAACCAUACAAAUGUAAAGAAUGUAACAAAGAAUUUACAGCAAAAUCUAAAUUAGUUAUCCAUGAAAGAAUCCAUAGUGGAAUAAAACCAUACAAAUGUAAAGUAUGUAACAAACAAUUCAAUUAUAAAGAUUCUUUAGUUGUCCAUGAAAGAAUCCAUAGUGGAAUAAAACCAUACCAAUGUAAAGUAUGUAACAAACAAUUCACUUAUAAAAAUUCUUUAGUUGUCCAUGAAAGAAUCCAUAGUGGAAUAAAACCAUACAAAUGUAAAGAAUGUAACAAAGAAUUUAGAGAAAAAUCUAUAUUUGUUGCUCAUGAAAGAAUCCAUAGUGGAAUAAAACCAUACAAAUGUAAAGAAUGUAACAAAGAAUUUAGAGAUAAAUCUAUAUUUGUUGCCCAUGAAAGAAUCCAUAGUGGAAUUAAACCGUACAAAUGUGAAGAAUGUAACAAAGAAUUCACUUGUAAACAAUAUUUAGUUAGCCACGAAAGAAUCCAUAGUGGAAUAAAACCGUACAAAUGUAAAGAAUGUAACAAAGAAUUCACUUUUAGAAGGCGGUUAGUGGUCCAUGAAAGAAUCCAUAGUGGAAUAAAACCAUACAAAUGUAAAGAAUGUAACAAAGAAUUUAGAGCAAAAUCUAAAUUAGUUGUCCAUGAAAGAAUCCAUAUUGGAAUAAAACCAUACAAAUGUAAAGAAUGUAACAAAGAAUUUAGAGAAAAAUCUAUAUUUGUUGCCCAUGAAAGAAUCCAUAGUGGAAUAAAACCAUACAAAUGUAAAGCAUGUAACAAAGAAUUUAGAAAAAAAUCUAUAUUUGUUGCCCAUGAAAGAAUCCAUAGUGGAAUUAAACCGUACAAAUGUAAAGAAUGUAACAAAGAAUUCACUUGUAAACAAUAUUUAGUUAGCCACGAAAGAAUCCAUAGUGGUAUAAAACCAUACAAAUGUAAAGAAUGUAACAAAGAAUUUAAAGAAAAAUCUAAAUUUGUUGCCCAUGAAAGAAUCCAUAGUGGAAUAAAACCGUACAAAUGUAAAGAAUGUAACAAAGAAUUUAAAGAAAAAUCUAAAUUUGUUGUCCAUGAAAGAAUCCACAGUGGAAUAAAACCGUACAAAUGUAAAGAAUGUAACAAACAAUUCACUUGUAAAAAAUAUUUAGUUAGCCACGAAAGAAUCCAUAGUGGUAUAAAACCAUAUAAAUGUAAAGAAUGUAACAAAGAAUUUAGAGAAAAAUCUAUAUUUGUUGCCCAUGAAAGAAUCCAUAGUGGAAUUAAACCGUACAAAUGUAAAGAAUGUAACAAAGAAUUUAAAGAAAAAUCUAAAUUAGUUGUCCAUGAAAGAAUCCAUAGUGGAAUAAAACCGUACAAAUGUAAAGAAUGUAACAAAGAAUUCACUUGUAAAAAAUAUUUAGUUAGCCACGAAAGAAUCCACAGUGAAAUACAACCACACAAAUGUAAAGAAUGUAACAAAGGUAUCAGUUGUAAUUGUCAUUUACUUUCCCAAGAAAAAAUCCACAGUGACCAUACAUAUGCAAAAAAAUCAUUUAUUUAUUUAUUUAUUUAGGGUCACCAAUAGAAAUUACAUAAAAUAGGCAAAAUAGUAGUACAGCAAGAGAAAAAAAAAAAAAAAAAAAAGCUUAAUAUGCAACAUCAUUUAAACAUGUUUUUAAACAUAAAAAUCACAUUAACAUUCAUUAAUUUAAAGUUAGAUGUUGGCCCAAUCAGGCCCACUAGCACCCACCACUUAACUCAGGGUUAGUGGGCUGUCAUCUGUCAAAUUCCAUAUAAAAUG